UCUUUUUUUGCUGAGUUUACAUAGCUUUGAUAAUGACCCUAUAUCUAGGCUAUGCAGCAUGAGCAUACACGUUUCGUGAUGCGUCUUCGGCUCCUCUCUUGAUGCAAAUGUGCUCCCUAAAGUGUUUUUUGAUUUCCUGUAUCUCUGACACCUGAGAAAUGUAUGUCUGGUGCUUGUCUUCCUGUCUCUCGCUGCUGCCUUUUAUCUCUUAUUUCCUCUCACUCUCUUUCCAUCCAUCCAUCCAUCCAUCCAUCCAUCUCUCUCUCUCUCUUUUUACACACUCACAAUGGCGACACCAUUCUCCAGCCUGUACUGUUUGACCAAGACCCCUGGUCCUGCAGUAGACCAUUGAACACUAAUGUGGGUUAGAGUAGGGCCUUCAGCCAUGGAAAUACAGAAACCUGAGGCUUUAGGUUCUUGCACCAGAGUAAAACCUGCCAGUGGAGCCACAUGAAUCUCUCAUAGCACACAGACCUGUUCUCUCAUUGGAUCUAGGCCUACCUCUGUGUAAUCGAUCAUCUCAGUCACUCUCAUCACGUCCUGUUGUUGAAGGAAGGAAUCGUGGCAGGUGUGUUUUAGUCUUGGUGCUGCGCAUGUGUUUAUCUGUUAUGGCUACAGCAGCUGGGAUAUGACAGUGAUGUGUGAUGUAUGAGGGGUCAACACAGUGCACAGCUUUGUCUCGUGCCGUAUGAGGUUCGGGACUACAGAGCAGUGGAGCAGGAAGUCUGCUGCUCUCAUGUCCUGUCUGUCAGCUAGUUGCCGUGGAGACGUCUGGGCCUGUGUGGCACAGGGCAGGGCAGAUCAAGUGCGAGACAACAGCACUGCAAGUAAACCAGCCCAUCAGGUUUCACACGCUGUCAAAUCCCCUGAUCACAGAGAUGUCAUGUGGCACGCCAAGGUCUCCACGGUGACGCACAGUCUGACGGGACCUUGAGCUGCUGUCUACGAGCAAAUUCGGAAAACAGUCGGGUAACUCUCCUUUACAAAUCUGACUGAAGAGAACUAACUGAAAGAUGAGCUGAGAGGAAGGAAAAAGCUGCUUCCAAAACAUCACAUCAUCUCCUCUUGCUCUGUUCAAUCUCAGCAGUUUUUAGAGAGCUGGUUUAUAUUGACUCCUCCAAUAACAACAUCAUUACCGUCUGCAGUAGUAAUGUAACCUGAUGUAAUUACACUGGUGCGGCUGGCAGAGCCACUCAGCCUCAAGCCCUGAUUUCUCUCUACUUAUGGACACAGGAAACCGGGGGACGGGCGGAGACCUGAUGCUGUGAUUCUGGAAAGGAAAUAGGAAUAUAUUAAUUGAAUUGAAUCAACUGUAUUGUUCCACAGAGGGGACAUUGGAUUUGACCCCAGCAUAAAAUGGGCAUACAUCAGCACACAUCCAACGGCUAAUACAGUUGCAGUAGCCCUAUUGGGAGUAGUCUGACCAGGGAGGGAGUGACUCCAGCAUGGCUUGGUGUGGCUGUGUUAUUCAGGCUGAAAGGCAGAGCUCCUCCACACUGAAGGAGACUAUUGUUCUUUUGUUCCUGCUUGAGGAAACAGCAGAGCAUGCUGGUUAUUAUUGGUAGCCAAGAGCAGCUUUGUGUGUGUUCAACCUAUGUGUGUGUGCGCAGCUGGACUCGUGUGCUGCUCUCCUCAGCUCUCUGUGUGUUGAGUAUAUACUCUUAGGUGUGUGUGUGUUUUGUGAAAGUGUGUAUAGGGCUAUGUUCAGUACAUUUCAUUCCUGUGUACGGUGCAUGGACUGGCACAUGACGUUGAAGCCUUCCAUGACGGCUUAUAUGUGGGGGUCUGUGUGUGCUGGUAUCAGUGUGUGAGUGCAUGAGGUUUUUGUGUGCGUCACAGCGAUGUCUCAGAUUCCUGCCUUUGUGUCCAGAUGCCAUUCCACAUGGGCACGCCGCUCAUUCCACUCUCCCCAGCCCAGCCCCGCUCUCCACCCUCACUGAGGUGACCCAACCAGGCUUCCUGGGCAACUGAGACGUGAUUCUGGGACGGGCACAGUCCCUCCCCUCAGCCUGCCUGCCCUGCGUCAUCCCCGUCUCCCAGACGUCUCCUCUUGAGAGAAUGACCAUCGGCCCAGACCAGCUCUACCGUCACCAUACCAGUGUGUGAAUGACUCUUUGCCGAAAAGCCACCGUGCUCUGCCACCCCGUUGUUGCAAUGAAGAGCAAGUAUUCCCAGUACUAUAACCAGACCCUGAUCCAUGCCUACUAUGUGUUUGCCAAGGACAUGACCUGGGAGGAGCUGGAGGAGCGCACCAACGGGAAGGCCCAUCUCAGCUCCCUCAACAUCGUCUUCGUCAUCAUCUGCAGCAUCAUCAUUCUGGAGAACUUGCUGCUGCUCAUUGCCGUGUUCCGCAACAAGAAGUUCCACACCGCCAUGUUCUUCUUCAUCGGGAACCUAGCCUUCUCCGACCUGCUGGCCGGCUCAGCCUACAUCGCCAACAUCUUCCUAUCAGGGCCAAGGACCUUUGAGUUGGUGCCGGUGCAGUGGUUCAUCCGGGAGGGCACAGCCUUUAUAGCGCUGGCCGCCUCCGUCUUCAGCCUGCUGGCCAUCGCCAUCGAGCGCUACAUCGCCAUCACCAAGGUCAGGGUGUACGGUUCUAACAGGACGUGUCGUAUGUUCCUGCUGAUCGGGACGUGCUGGGUCACCUCCAUCCUCCUGGGGGGCCUGCCCAUCAUCGGCUGGAACUGCAUCAACAACCUGCCUGAGUGCUCGGCCUUGCUGCCCCUCUAUUCCAAGAAGUACAUCCUGUUCGUGGUCACCAUCUUCAGCAUCAUCCUGCUCUCUAUCGGCAUCCUUUACGUGCGCAUCUACCUGAUCGUGCGCUCUAGCCACCAGGAGGCCACCAACUCUCCGGCCUACGCCCUGCUGAAGACGGUCACCAUUGUGCUGGGCGUCUUCAUCGUGUGCUGGCUGCCCGCCUUCACCGUCCUCCUCCUGGACACCUCCUGCCGCAGGCUGGACUGCCCCGUCCUCUCCAAGGCAGACAUCUUCUUCGGCAUCGCCACGCUCAACUCGGCACUCAACCCGCUGAUCUACACGCUACGCAGUAAGGACAUGAGAAAAGAGUUCCUGCGCGUGCUGUGCUGCUGGGGACUGCUGACCAGCGGGCGCCCCACCGACCGAUGCCUGGUGCCCCUCAAGAGCUCCAGCUCUAUGGAGCACUGCACCAACAAACACGAACACCAGACCACGCCCAUCAUGCAGGCAGAGUGCACCACCUGUGUCUGACCCGAUGCAAUAAUCACACAGUGUGUGUUUCUGAAUGUGUGCGCGUGUCUGUUAGACUGGGUGUGUGAGAGGGAUAGUGUGUGUGAUGGGGCUGUGUGCAGGUGAAGAGACUUAAAGAGGAAAGCACACCUGUGAACCCCCCAUCCCCACUCCAGACCUGCCACACAGACGACCGUCUGUCUGUUUGUCUGGAGAGAUGUCACAACAUCGUUGACUCUCAUUACAAUCAUACCUGUGUGAAUUCACAAUCAGCAUUCAACCGAUUCGCCACAAGAGCGUGAUAACACAAUCAUCCUCGAGUGAAUUCACUAUUAUUCAAUGAAUUCACAAUCAUAGCUGAGCCUUUUCUUUUUUUUUAAACAAUGUUUUAAACAUUUUCUUAGGGACUUUCACAGAGUGGAGUCACAAUCUUUGUUGAGGGAGUCUUGAUUAUAACGAUACAUGAAUUCAUGUUCUGCAUGUUUUACAUGUAUGCAGACUCUUAUGGAAAGCCAAAUCCACAGACACCAUAUACAUAAUACAUAAUCGUGAUGCUGAGUUGUUGGAGUGUUUUACUGCGCCCUGAUAAUGGAAAGCUUUCACAUAUUGCACUUUGUAGACAUGUGAUUGUUUAUGGCUGUCACCCUCUUGAAAGGUUAAACCACAGAAGUUUCCCUGAGUGAAUUAUAUAUGUAUGGAUUCAUACAGUACUCAUCAUAUAGAGAGACGUGAGGCACCCAGGCAGUGACUUGUCCUCACUCAGUACUGCACUCCAUGCAGGCCAAAACCCUUACAAUUACCCCUCUAAACCAGGGCUAUAUAUCCUCAUAUAUUAACAUGCAUAGAUCCCUUUGAUUAACUGCAAAAACAAAAGUACUCUGCUUACGUAUAUUGCAUGACAUUCUAACUCCUUUGUAAGAACUAAUGUGUAUUGGUGUACUCCAGUAAGUUCAGCUUGUUCAUUAACUCUCUCUCUCUCUCUCUCUCUCUCUCUCUCUCUCUCUCUCUCUCUCUCUCUCUCUCUCUCUCUCUCUCUCUCUCUGCAAAUCUGUCCCUCUCGCGCUACUGUUGUCUUUUGUAACUAACGUUUCCUAAGAGGAAGGCCCAAUCAGACAACGCAUUUCCUGAAGUGAGUUGGCACUGAUAAAUUUCACUCAAUGACAGCUGCCCAGAAGCCCAUACCCAACAGGACUGUUGUCUUAACGAUGUUGUAGCAACGCAGUGGCAGUGUGCUUUCUGUUAUUAUUGGGCCUUGCUCCAGGGGAAUGGGCCUGAAUGUAAGUAUGAAGUGUUUGGAGCGAGACCGCUCUAUUUUUGACAGUAUUAUUGAUCAUUGAGGUGCAGAGAGUGGGAUUAAACAGGGUAGGUCAAUCUCACUGUGAAGUCUUAAAAACAGACCACAACAAAUAACAGGAAUAUCACCACCAAGCCAGUCCAGGUAGAAUGGUUGAAAAAUAGUACAGUGUCCUGUUCAACACUGGAAGACAUGGGAUUAGUCCAGAGUAGACACGUCUCAUCUUCCCUAAUCCCAAUUAUCCCUCUCCCCCUCCAUAAAGGAGAGAAGAUCCAGUUUAACGGGGAGCACAGGUCUCCAUUCCCUUCACACGAGAGGUCGUCCUCUUUAUUGUCUUAGGUGCCUAAAUAAACUCUACUUCGUCUAACGACAGGAAGUCCUGUGUUUCAAAAAGCGGUUCCUGUUGUUCAGGAAGAACCUCAUCUGCCUUUGUACAGACACACACUCACUCUCACUUGGCCACGCUUCUGGUCCUCAUCAUGCAGGUUUUUGCAGCCUGCUAGUUAGACAGCGAGCCCUAGCCUGGAAUCCAAACUGAUAUGCUCUGUUUCACAAUAAACUGAGAAUAUAAAUGUAGAUUCCAGGCUAGGCCAGACCAGUAGGAAUAGUGAAAGCACUUUGGCAGAUUCCAUAUUGCCUGACUGCCUGCUCUCUCCCGGGGUUUCUUAAAAGACAGCGCAAACAUACCUAUCACUUCAUUCAUGUGUUGCCUAACCCUGUAUGAUUUGUAUAAAUAUAUGAAUGACUAUGUAUGUAAGUAUGUACAGUAUGUAUGUAAGAACUGUGUUCAUGUAUGGAAUGUCUUGUGUGUCCAGUAGCAUGAUGCCUGUGUCAAACCGGUACAUCUUAAACACUAAUAGUGGUACAUAAUUGUUUUUUUAAAUGCAUUCCUUUUUAUAAAAUAAAUGAAAUCUAAAGAA
Messenger RNA from Salmo salar (Atlantic salmon), 5421 nucleotides. The record is from RefSeq and is a predicted model, not a curated record. Lineage: Eukaryota; Metazoa; Chordata; Actinopteri; Salmoniformes; Salmonidae.